Rhopalosiphum maidis (corn leaf aphid) is the source of this 1149-nucleotide messenger RNA. Its product is annotated as factor VIII intron 22 protein-like. Gene Ontology annotation, biological process: vesicle cytoskeletal trafficking. The record is from RefSeq and is a predicted model, not a curated record. The transcript has 7 exons. NCBI's taxonomy places the organism in Eukaryota, Metazoa, Arthropoda, Insecta, Hemiptera, Aphididae. The coding region runs from base 183 to 1112 and encodes 309 amino acids. Gene Ontology annotation, cellular component: early endosome.
AUUCCCAAUUCCCAUUUCCCAGUUUAUAAUUAAAAAAAAAAAAAUAAAAUAAUGAAGUGAAAUAGUAGGUAGAUAAAAGGUAUAUUAAAUUUAAAAAUUGUAUAUUCGUAUAACAAAUAUUAAAUAGUCCAUACAUCAUUAUCAUUGAUAGUUCAAUUAUAUAAUAAUUAUAGUUUUCUAAAAUGGCUAGUUUCAAUAAUUCCGAAGAAAUUAUUUAUCAUUAUAAGAUAAUACUAAAUAAAACAAAAAAAAAACUAUUUAGAAAGCUAAACACAUUGGAGCCAAGUGACCAAUUUGCCAAACUAGCAAAUUUUUGCCAAAAGAAUGACAAACAUGAUUAUGCUGCUUUGUGUUGGCAAGCUGUGGCUAAAUGUGAAGAGUCGAUGGAUCACAACUGUGAACAAGCUCUUGCUCAUCAAAAAGCAGCCCGACAGUUUUUUUCAGAAUUUAAGAAGACUGAAUCAUCUGGUUUAAUAUCUCCUUAUAAUGAAAAUUUACAAGCUGGGCUAAGUGAAAUGAGACAUGCCGAGGAUAGUUGGCAGGGGAACUCAUUUGAAAAUAUUUUGAAAACUUCGAUUCGUCUAGAAACUGCUGAAACUCUUGUAGGUUUAGGUAAAUUGGAUGAUGCAGCUUUUAUUGGAAGUAGUUUGAUUGAUGUGCCACAUGAAUGUCAUACACUUAAAUUGGCUAUUCUUGAACAAAUAACUUCCAUUCAAAUUCUUUCUGAAGAUUAUGAAGGUGCUUUGUUAACAUUCACAGAAAUCGCAAAUACUAUUUCUUGCAUAGAUAAUGAUACAAUUGGUAUUUAUAAUGAUAUUUUAUUCAGAUGUGAAAUAUCACGAGUGUUCUUACUGCUUAUACUGAAACCUACUCGUCAAAAAAUGCCAAGUGAUUUAGCUUCAGUGUUGGAGAAAUACAUGUGGAUUAAUGGAAACUUUGAUUCUCCAGUUCCUUAUAUAUCAGAUAUAAUGUUCCGUCUUCUUCGUUCAUUGGUAAAAGCAUAUCAGCUUGGUGAAACUACCUGUUUAGGUACAAUUGAAUCUGAUUUCACUCCACAUCUAACAUCAGAACAAAGACAUUUAUUAGCAGUAUUAAUCAAUACACUGACAUAGCUUCAUUUUUUAUACUAUCUAAUUAUAUUUAUUAUUU